AUGGAGGAGCCAUCAAGAGAUAAGUUGGGAGUCUAUGAAGUGGUUAUUUAUUGUAGUAAUCAGAACUUCUUGGACCCAAGGAUAAUAAAGCUAAAGCCAAUUGGAAAGCAAGUCAAUUCGGAGAAACAGGAUUAUCUGCUUACACUUAUCGGAUGUUUACUGCAUAAGUAGCUAGCAAUCUAGGAAGUACUUUGCAAUAGAAAUAGAAAAAAAUUUGGAGUCAUGGAUAAUAUAAACUUAGUCCCGCAACUUGAAGAACAGGAAUUCUGAUGGGCUAAAAAGUGUUCGUAUUGAAGUCAUAUGAUAUUUACUUUAUUACGGAAGCUCUUAUUGGAAUCUAGAACAUUUCUGUCAUGAAAUACGACGAUUACUUGUAUAAAGUCAUCAUGGAUAAUAUAACCUAAAAUCGGAAAUGACUAUGGCUUAAAAAGUUUUCAAAAUGUUUAACUAGGCCAACUAGGACGCAAAAUAUGCUAAAUCAGAGAAUUAUAACAUCUACACUUUAAAUUUUAUAAAGGAAUAUUGGUAUUGCCUUAUGGUCCAUUACAAUAUAAAUUAACAUCAAAAUUCCCUCGAAAAUACAAGAAGAACGCCACUUUUGUUGAUCGCCCGCUAGACGCAGAGCAAUUGCUUUUUCUUAUCAGAAAACAAAAACGGGAAAGGAGAAGUGUGGUGGGCAGAGGCCGAGGUCGCGGAUGGACCGCGCUGUCCUCGAAUGGAGAUCAUGUGAAUGACCGGAUUGUGUAAUAAAGGAUUGAGAGAUAUUGUAAGAAAUCCCAUAAAGUAUAAGAAAGCUACUGCAUUUAUUUACAAUACUUUAAUAUGUAUUAUUUUUUGGCCAAGACUGCCUUAUGGGGAAAAUGCUUUUUUCGGCGGCCUUUUUUGAAGGACUUUUGGCAGUAGUAAGAAAGUAUUUAUAUUUUGUAUCAAUUUCCCAGCAGCAGAAUAAGUCUGAUGACAAAAUUCACUCAAAAACGAUGAAAUUCCCGGUUUUUUCGACUAAAAGUCUCAAUUUGCCUCCUAAAAAUUGAACAUUUAUAGAAUUCCCGACAUUUUACACACCAUUAAUCCCUUCAUUUCGAUACACUUCCUUUUUUAAAAGCGAAAAAAGUCAGCAAAUUCUCCUAGACAUUGGAAUAACACCCUUUCCCCUUUCCCUCGCCCCGCUCGGCUCGCCUCUUCUCUCUCUUUUGCGAACCAAGCUGCCGGCCCAAGUAGUAUAGUGGUUAGUACUCCACGUUGUGGCCGUGGCGACACAGGUUCGAUUCCUGUCUUGGGCAUCCUCUUUUUUUGUGCGGGUUUUGGUGGAAAUUAAAGCUGUAAUCGAUGAGUGAUUCUUCGACAGGGUGGGAUUUUGGUUUUUGAUGGACUUUUUGGUGAAUUAGACGUCGAUUUAGAGUGAAAAUAGCAUUUUUGGAUAAAUAAAAUGGAAGCUUAUUACUUUUUUAUUUUCAGUGGCAGUGAUAAAGUCCCCGUAUGUGACCAAGGACGUGGACAGCAAGUCCACAGACGUAAGUCCAUCAUCUCCCAACGUUAGAGACAAUAAAAACCUAAUAAUUUUAGGUCAGCCUCCCUCAUACUCCAAUUAUGCGCCAGCCAGUCGAAGUUGAUCCGAAUGUUAUGGCCGGAAUUGUCUCAUAUCUUGCUAGGAAUCCUCUUGAAGAUGAUGACGCCGCACUUCGUCCAGAAAACCAGAAAAUUACUCUUGUGCCGCCAUAUCGGGUCUCAGUGUAA
Messenger RNA from Bursaphelenchus xylophilus (pine wood nematode), 1734 nucleotides. The record is from the annotation of a GenBank genome assembly. Lineage: Eukaryota; Metazoa; Nematoda; Chromadorea; Rhabditida; Aphelenchoididae.